Messenger RNA from Diorhabda carinulata, 3198 nucleotides. RefSeq names its product centromere/kinetochore protein zw10 homolog (gene Zw10). The coding region runs from base 326 to 2437 and encodes 703 amino acids. The transcript is spliced from 2 exons. The record is from RefSeq and is a predicted model, not a curated record. Gene Ontology annotation, biological process: endoplasmic reticulum to Golgi vesicle-mediated transport; mitotic spindle assembly checkpoint signaling. Lineage: Eukaryota; Metazoa; Arthropoda; Insecta; Coleoptera; Chrysomelidae. Gene Ontology annotation, cellular component: RZZ complex.
AAUCCGCGCUUCAUACUACAAUCGAAGUAAUACACAUUUCGCUAUUCGUGGACAAGUCGAUUUUGACUCUUAUCGACACAGGGAGUUGAUAGAUACACUUGGAGUCCAAGGAAUUAUUUUUCCGUAUAAUUUAACGAUAUUUCCAGAAUUUAUGCAAUCAACGCUUUUAUUUGAGAAUUAAAUUCAGUAGUUCAUGAACUCCCCACGUAAUAUAGAUUGAUUUGCUUACUUGCAUGAACGUAUGGUUGGAGUCCAUUAAAAAAGAAGAGGAAAUAGUAAACGUCAACUAAAAUCAAAAUCGCUUGAGUAUAAAACUACUUUUAAAAUGAGUUUGCUUGCUGAAGUUUUAUUUUCAGCAGAAAAAAUAGAAAUAGAUCAGAUCAAUCAAAAGGUACCAGAAUUGAAAUUGUCUAUUGAGAAGAUAAAAAGUGAAUUAGUUGAAUAUACUGAUAAUGUAUACAUUAAAUACAGUGGACGUCCAAAAGAAAAUCGAAGUUUACUUCGUACAGCUCAAAAUCUUGAAGAGGAAAUCGGUACGUUACAUAAGCAUGCGGAAAAUGUUACAAAAAAAGAACUCCUAAAAUCAAAUAAAGAACUUUGUGAACAUAUAGAUACUUUGAACACAAUCGACCUCAGUUUAAAGCUGGUAUUGCAACUUUGUGAAGUAAACGAGAAGCUAAUAGAAUAUACAACUCUGCAAACUCGUAAAGAAUACUUGAAGUGUAAACAGAUAAUAUGCCAUUUAGAAGAUACCUUAGAUGCAAUUCCACAGGAUGAACAAUUACAAAUUGUGGAAGAACUAAAAGUGGUUGUUAGAGAGAGGAGAAUAGGUCUAAUAAAUGAAAUUGAAAAUGUAUUCAAACAAAAAAUUAUCAUAGACAAAGAUGAUAAUGUGGCUACCAUUAAAAUUAUAUCUGUAACUGACUCGUUAGAACAAGCACUUUUAGCAAUGUUUUAUAAUGAAUCGGUAAUUUUUGUACUUAGUAAUUUAGCAAAAUUUUUAUGGAAUAACUUUUUUAUACCUAUUGUUGACAAUAUUGUUGAUAUAAAAUGUGAGCAAAAUGAAAUUUAUUUUCUAAUCAAAUUAGAGAUUAUAGAUAAUAACAAAAAAUCUGUUUAUAAUGAAGUAUUUUCAAAUUUAAAAAUUUUACUAGAAUUUCUUGAAAACUUAAAUUUUCCUCUAAGUUCUACUUUUACAACUUUAGAGUAUAUUGGUUGUGAUAUUAGAGACAACCUAUCAGAAUUACUUAUAAAGCAUUGCUUGGAAGAUACAAUUCCUUCUACAGUUGAAGGUUUAAAAAAUUAUAAAGUAGUUAUAGAAGAAACUGAGAAAUUAGAAAAGACUUUAAGACAACAUAAAAUGUUUGCUGAAAACACAACAUCGCUCAUAGAAUAUGCCAACAAUAUUGACAUUCUGUUUAUCAACAAAAAAUGUAAAGAAUAUUCUGUAGAGUCUGAACAGAUUAUGAAAAAAGAUUUACAUAACUUAACAGAAGUUGGAGUGCCUUAUAAUCCAGAUAAUCCAUUGGGUUGUGAAGUAGAUCAAUUUCUACAAUGUUGUGUGUCAAAAAAUGUUUUAGAAUUAUUGAACUAUUGCGAAAAGAUAUUACAAACAGCCAUUAAGGGAACUGAUGUAAAUGCAGGUAGACUGUUAGUAACUGUACAGAAUAUUUUUAGAAAUUAUACAAAAUUUGUGCCUGAAUAUCAUAACAAAAUGCUAAAGACCAUUCCCCAACAAGUAGCACUAUUCCAUAACAAUUGUUUGUAUAUUAGUCAUAAACUGACUGAAUGGAAUGGUAUUUAUUUGAUGAAACUUCCAUCUACUCUAAAUAUUUCUAGUAUAGAUUUUGAAGUAGAAAUAUGCCAAUUACGACAAACAGGUUCAGAGUUAUUUAGUUCAUAUGUCAAAGGACAAAUUAAUCAGAUCAAUGAAAUAAUGAAAGGUAGUGGAUUGGAUGGUGAUAUAAUAAAAGAGUUGCAACCAGUUACUGAAAAAUGUGUUAAACAAUGUCUUAGACAACAAGAAUUAUUAAGAACUGUUUGGCACAAAGUGUUAUCCUAUUCUAUUUAUAAUAAAACAAUAGGAAUAAUACUGAACUCUCUCUGUAAUUGUCUGAUUAAAUCCAUUACAAAUUUUAAUGAUAUAUCUUCGGUUGUGGCAGAGCAGUUAGUUGAAGUUAUCCAAAUUGUUCUUAGUAGGGGACCCAAAUUGUUUACAAAUAGCAAAGAAAUUAGUAUCUAUGUUCCUUUAUGGUACAAAUUGAACGAAAUCAGUUUUGUGUUAAAUUCUAAUUUGAUUGAUAUAAAUGAUAGGUGGGCUGAUGGGAAAGGACCUUUAGCUUUACAGUUCAAACCUCUAGAGCUGAAAAAACUUAUUAUAGCUUUGUUCAAGGCGUCUGAUAGGAGGGACGCAAUGUUGGCUAAGAUUCAAGAUUAAGUUUUUUACAUCUUAUUGCUAUUAUAUAUUUUGAUAAAUUUGUAAUUUCUAUUAAAAAAAUUGUUUUAAUAAAAUACAUUUUAUUUCAUGGCUUCUUUAUUUUGAUAUUUAAUAUAGUAUUUUUAUAUCUUCAUAAAAUUUUCCAUUGUCAUUUAAAUAUUAUGUAGAUAAUAGAUGGUAUGAUCAGAAAUAUGGUGAAUUAUUUUAUCAAAAAGAAAGUGGAGAUGUAGCAUGAAAUUUGGAUUACGUUUCUUAAAACUCCUGUCAAUAAUUAGAAAUGCACUUAUUCUAACUUUAAACCCAUAGAUGGAAAUUUUAUUUUGGAAUGGCUUUCAUCUACCCAGUCCUGAUCUUAUGUAUUACAAAAAAAGUCUUCAAAAUUAUGUACAAUAAACCCAACUUAUAUUCGUCUAAUCUAUUACUUAAAGAAGCCAACCUAGUAGAUAUAAGAUUAACUUAUAUAUAUAAUUUAAUAAUCUAUAUUUACAAAAAUUAACACAUACUACUUAAUAUUGACCACAACUAUAACACUAAGACAAAAAGUAGUUCUAAUGUACAAACCAUCAUAACAAAUAAGUCUUUCAGUCAAAGGUUUCAUUACUAUUUUGGAGCAAAACUGUAUAAUUACUGAAAUGUGUGAGAUCGAAAUGUUCUUAAUAAAUUUUAUUGAUUAAGAAGGAGGGACAAAAAUAAUUCGCAAUAGAAAUGCUGUUAGGUCUUUAUUUAGUUACCUAAUACAUUUUAGAUAGAUACUCAAAUGA